Sinocyclocheilus anshuiensis is the source of this 837-nucleotide messenger RNA. RefSeq names its product class A basic helix-loop-helix protein 9-like. The transcript has a single exon. Gene Ontology annotation, molecular function: protein dimerization activity; E-box binding; DNA-binding transcription factor activity. Bases 1 to 837 code for a protein of 278 amino acids. Lineage: Eukaryota; Metazoa; Chordata; Actinopteri; Cypriniformes; Cyprinidae. The record is from RefSeq and is a predicted model, not a curated record. Gene Ontology annotation, cellular component: nucleus. Gene Ontology annotation, biological process: anatomical structure morphogenesis; positive regulation of transcription by RNA polymerase II.
AUGACACUGGAAACAGCCUUCGGGUUCUCCAUGGCGAGCAGAGGCAGCUUCACCAGCUCCGAGUUCUCCGAGGAGGAACUGGAUGGGAGUCUUCAAGGGUCAGAGGAGCUGGACAGCAGUGACGGCAGCAGUUCGACAAAUUGUUACCCCAACAGCGCCCUAGGCAAGCCAGAGGAGAGCCAGAGCAAGAAACGCAAUAGGCCGGUGCGCUCCAAAGCACGCAGAGUGGCGGCCAACGUGAGAGAGAGGAAACGCAUCAUGGAUUAUAACCAGGCCUUCAACGCGCUCCGGGUGGCUCUGCAUCACAAUCUGAGUGGAAAGCGGCUGUCAAAGAUUGCCACGCUCCAGAGGGCCAUCAAUCGGAUCUCGGCUUUGUCAGUCUUCCUCACUAAUAACCCACCAGCAAGUGUGGGGAAGUCUUGCAGCCACCUUGAGUGUCACGGGCAGCUGGGUGGCUUGUGGCAGGAGCCGUCGCCUCCUGUCCGCCUUGAAUCCCAGAACUUCCUAUCCUGGCACCAGCCGCUCAGCCACCAUAUACAAAAUCCAUUGCACAGACUGUCCUCAGAGCAACACGUUUUCACAAGCCCUGCUUGUCCACCCUCCCCUCACUACCCGUGUUUCUCUCCUGAUGCCCAGCUUUACCCUCCUUGUGAUAUGGCAAGCUCAUCCAGGUAUGGACGGAUAGGUGAUGUUGGGGCAUAUCAGCCAGGAGUUUGGGGCUCUUGUGGCUCAAAUCAUAUAGACAAUUACGGGGAACCACUGCAGACACUUCCUCUGUCCUGGCAUAUGGGGUACCUGCAGGACGCUGGGCCUCAGCACUGCCACAACACACUGUGA